Molecule: messenger RNA, 993 nt
Organism: Ichthyophthirius multifiliis
Lineage: Eukaryota; Ciliophora; Oligohymenophorea; Hymenostomatida
Exons: 3
Cellular component (GO): nucleus
Molecular function (GO): DNA binding; ATP hydrolysis activity; ATP binding
Source: RefSeq, a predicted model, not a curated record
AUGAAUUCAGUGGUUUUUUAAAACAAAAAGUGGGGAAAUCAUUAGAAGAGUUAAGUGGAUAACCUUCAAGCAUAAAAAUCAUCGCUUCUAUGGACAGAAAAAUAUGCCCCAGAAAGUGUUGAGUAAAUUAUUGGAAAUUAAAAAAGUAUUCUAAGUAUUAUGGAAUGGUUAAAAAAUUGGGAAGAUACAGUUUUACAUAAAAAGCCUACCUAAAACCAAACAAAAAAACCUUAUUAAAUGUAUAAUAAAUCAUCUGUACCUCCUCCAAAUCCUUCAGCGAGAGCUUGUUUAUUAAGUGGACCUCCUGGAGUAGGCAAAACAACAUCGAUAAGGUUAAUAACUGCAUUUAUGGGUUAUGAGUUAUUAGAAUGGAAUGCCUCAGAUGUCCGAAAUAAGAAAAAAGUAGAAUAGUUAUUUGAUGAAUUAAAAAGUAAUACUCAAGUAUUAAGCUUUUCAGGAAAAAUGAAAAAAGUUGCAGUUUUAAUGGAUGAAAUCGAUGGAAUGUCUGGAGGAGAUAGAGGAGGAAUUUAAGCCAUAAUAAAAUUAAUUAAAGAAAGUAAGUCUCCUAUUUUUUGUAUUUGCAAUGAUCGAAUGCAUCCCAAAAUAAGAUCUUUAGCAAAUAGUUGCUAUGAUGUGAAAUUUUUUAAUGUCUAAAGUUAAGAUGUGGCUAAACAUGUUUUAUAAAUAUAAAAAGAAGUUAAAUUUGAUAAAAAUCUUGAUGAUGUAAUUCUUGAAGAUGCUGAAGACGAAGGUGAGGAAGAAAAUGGUGAAAGCAAUUAAAAUUAAAAAGAAGAUGAAAAAAGUGAUUUAUUGGUAGUAUUAAAAAAAAGUUAAGGAAAAAGUUUAAAAAGUAAAAAAGGAAUAUAAAAGGGUUAAACUAAUAAAAAAGCAGUCGGUUAGCCUAAGAAAUAUAAAAUAAAAUUAAGUUCGGGUGAAUCAAGUUUAGAAGAUAACGAAUAAUCUAGUUUAAGUGGAUUUGUUGUUGAAGAUUGA